AUGCUAAUAUGCUCUUGUACAGUCGGCUUGAUCGUGGCUCGCCUGGCCAAAGGGUUGGGCAUGAACGUCAAUGCCGUUGACCCCUAUGCCUCGUCAGCAGUCGCUGCAUCUGCUUCGGUCACCUUGAUGCCGUCCCUCGCCGAGCUUCUCCCUACUGUUGACUUCUUAACUAUUCAUACCCCGCUAAUUGCCUCUACAAAGGGCAUGAUUUCAAGUGUUGAAUUGGCCCAGAUGAAGCCAGGCUCACGCAUUUUGAAUGUGGCUAGAGGAGGGACCAUAGACGAACCAGCCCUUAUGAAUGCCCUUGAAACCGGACACAUCGCCGGAGCAGCGCUAGACGUGUUUGCAACAGAACCCCCUACGUCUGGCUCGACCUCAGCACAACUGAUUGCCCAUCCGCGGGUAAUUCCAACUCCUCACCUGGGAGCCUCUACGGUUGAAGCGCAGGAGAACGUCUCAAUAGACGUGUGCGAGCAAGUGCUUCAGAUCCUGGGUGGCUCUCUACCGCGAAGUGCCGUAAAUGCACCCCUUAUACUACCGGAGGAAUACAAAAAGCUUCAGCCAUUUGUUCACCUUGUUGAGAAAAUUGGAAGCAUUUACACUCAGCAUUACGGGUCAGCGAAAAGCCCCCUCUCGAACCGGAAUACCUUUGAUCUUAUAUAUGAGGGCGAGGUCUCAGAAAUGAACAAUACAAAACCCCUCUUUGCUGCUCUUAUCAAAGGGCUUAUGUCCCCUAUCAGCAAAGACCUGAACGUGAAUAUUGUCAAUGCUGAACUGGUUGCUCGAGAACGAGGAAUAAUAGUCAACGAGCAGCGGUCAAGGGAUACCCCAUCCCACUCUUACUCCUCUCUCAUAACUUUAGUCGCACGGGCGGCAAAGGUGAAUGGGGAUAACUUGGGAUCCAGCCAUCAACAUGACUAUAUCAUUUCUGGGACAUGCUCUGAAUCUCAACCCCUGAUAUCACGCAUUGACCGGUUUGCAACAUCCUUUGUCCCUGAAGGAACGCUUUUGAUAUGUCAUAACUUUGAUUCUCCUGGAAAAAUCGGAGUUGUUGGCAGUAUCUUAGGGAAAAGGGGGGUUAAUAUCAACUUCAUGAGUGUUGCUCCGAUCUCCAAGGGGAAAAAACAGCAGAAGGAAAUUGAUUCCUCAGACGAGGCACUGAUGAUCCUGGGCGUUGAUAGAGCCGUGGAUGAAUGCGUGGUAAAGGGUCUUGUGAACGAGGGCGGAGUGUUAAGCGCCAGCGUAGUUUCUCUUUGA
Molecule: messenger RNA, 1257 nt
Organism: Trichophyton rubrum CBS 118892
Lineage: Eukaryota; Fungi; Ascomycota; Eurotiomycetes; Onygenales; Arthrodermataceae
Product: phosphoglycerate dehydrogenase
Exons: 1
Coding region: 1-1257 (418 amino acids)
Molecular function (GO): phosphoglycerate dehydrogenase activity; NAD binding
Source: RefSeq, a predicted model, not a curated record